CUAUUCAUUGUCUUCCCUAAAGCCAUAUAAGUAGCCUGCUAUUUUUUUUCCACCCUAAAGCCAUAUAAGUAGCCUGCUAUUUUUUUUCCACAAGGUAAUUAUGAUUUACCUUGCUUCAACCGCAACAAUCCAACUUUAUAAACCAACUCAAAGAUUCAUUUUUUACAUACAUAUCACACAUUUCAACAUUAAUUAAUUGUUCCUUUUAUUUCAACUGAUGAGUAUGAAACUCCAGUACCUAUCAUCAAUAAUAUUAUUAUGGUCGUUGAACCAUACAUUACUCAAACAGAACACCAACAUAAUCACUUCAUUGUUGAUUGUUUCACUCUUGUUGUUGAUUCUAAACUGGUCAAAGCGUUCUACAUCAAUUUACCUUGUUGAUUUCGCUUGUUACAAGCCAAAGAAAGAGCGAAAGUUCAAAAAAGAAGUAUUCUUAAAGUGCCUAGAGGAAAGUGGGUACUUCAAUAAAGAUAUAGUUAAAUUUCAGCUACGAAUUUUGGAAAGGUCUGGUUUAGGAGAUGAGACAUAUAUUCCUCAAUCAAAACCAUCAACCAUGUCGAUGAAAGGAGCAAAUCUUGAAGCAGAGGAAGUGAUAUUCGGAACACUAGAUUCUCUUUUUGCUAAAACUGGUAUUCAACCAAAUGAAAUUGACAUUCUCAUUAUCAAUUGUAGCUUAUUCAACCCAACACCUUCUCUCUCAACCAUGAUUGUAAACCACUUCAAACUUAAGGAAAAUAUUAAAAGUUUCAGUCUUGGAGGAAUGGGUUGUAGUGCUGGUACGAUCUCAAUAAACAUGGCUGAGGAACUUCUUAAAUCAAACCCAAACUCUUAUGCAGUGGUGGUGAGUACUGAAAUCAUAACUCAAAGUUGGUACCUUGGAAAUGACCGUUCAAUGUUACUACCCAAUUGUAUUUUUAGGAUGGGUGGGGCUGCUGUGCUUCUUUCGAAUAAACCUACAAGUCGAACCCGGUCUAAGUACCGAUUGGUUCACACGGUUCGAACCCAUACAGGAGCGAAUGACAAAAACUUUAAUUGUGUGUACCAAAGAGAGGACAAUGAAGGGAAAAUAGGUGUUUCUUUAACAAAAGACUUAAUGAUCGUAGCUGGAGAAGCCUUGAAAACUAACAUAACCACUUUAGGACCAUUGGUUUUACCGUUUUCGGAGAAGUUUAAGUUUUUCAUAUCAACUGUCAGAAAAAAAGUUUUAAGAGAUUCAAAAGUGAAGACAUAUGUACCAGAUUUCAAAAAGGCUUUUGAGCAUUUUAGCAUACACGCGGGGGGUAGAGGUGUGUUGGACGAGGUACAGAAGAAUCUUAAACUCAGUGAUUGGUAUAUGGAACCAUCUCGGAUGACACUUCACCGAUUUGGGAACACUUCAAGUAGUUCUCUUUGGUAUGAGUUGGCUUACACAGAGAGUAAAGGUAGAGUUUCAAAAGGAGAUAGGGUGUGGCAAAUUGCAUUCGGGUCAGGUUUUAAGUGUAAUAGUGUUGUUUGGAAGGCUUGUCGUGAUAUGCCUUUUCUAGAUGAUUGGAGGGGUAAUCCAUGGGAUGACUCUUUCCACAACUACCCUGUUAAUCUCUCUAAUACAUGAUUAUGCUUCAUAAUCAUUCACGACCAUCACUAAAUUAACAAGAAAUAAAUCUCCAAAUAAGCCUCAAAAUUGUUUGAAGUAUGUGUACACGCAAAUAAAGAUAUGUACCACUCCUAAAUUUUUGUACCAUAACAACUAACUUACAACUACUAGUUAGUCAUUAUUCUUUU
Molecule: messenger RNA, 1761 nt
Organism: Cicer arietinum (chickpea)
Lineage: Eukaryota; Viridiplantae; Streptophyta; Magnoliopsida; Fabales; Fabaceae
Product: 3-ketoacyl-CoA synthase 1-like
Biological process (GO): fatty acid biosynthetic process
Cellular component (GO): membrane
Molecular function (GO): acyltransferase activity, transferring groups other than amino-acyl groups
Source: RefSeq, a predicted model, not a curated record